Gadus chalcogrammus (walleye pollock) is the source of this 3218-nucleotide messenger RNA. Its product is annotated as E3 ubiquitin-protein ligase RNF183. The record is from RefSeq and is a predicted model, not a curated record. NCBI's taxonomy places the organism in Eukaryota, Metazoa, Chordata, Actinopteri, Gadiformes, Gadidae. Gene Ontology annotation, molecular function: ubiquitin protein ligase activity. Gene Ontology annotation, biological process: protein ubiquitination. The transcript has a single exon. The coding region runs from base 225 to 1004 and encodes 259 amino acids.
UAUUUCCGUCUGCAGACCCCCGAUCAGAGGCGCGGGGGGGGAGGGGGGGGAGGAGAAGUCGUUCGGGUGCUUUGACCGGACAUCGUGGCGUGGGGAUGAUAUACAAUAACAACACGGCCACGAUGCAUCCAUAGCGGAAUGAUGUGACGUGUCUCCGACAGGGGGAGACCAGAGACACCGUCACCACCGCGCGCCUCCAUCUCCCUUUGUUCACCGAGGAGGGGAUGACCAGGGAUGACAUGAUGGCGGAGGUAGAGGCAGCGCCCCCCUGCCGGGACCAUCAGCCCCCAUUCCCCUACGAGGAGUACGAGUGCAAGAUCUGCUACAACUACUUCGACCUGGACCGCCGCGCGCCCAAGCUGCUGGAGUGCGUGCACACCUUCUGCGAGCAGUGUCUCACCGCGCUGCACCUGCGCGAAGAGCGGCCGUGGCGCGUCAGCUGCCCGGUGUGCCGCCACCGGACGCCCGUGCCGGACUACCGCAUCCAGAACCUGCCCAACAACACCAAGGUGACAGAGGACUUCCCGCUCUACAUGGACUCGGACCCCCUGCCGCAGGACGCCUUGCCGCUCUACCCGCCCCCGCUGCACCCGGCCCUGGUGGCGCUGCGGCGGGAGGAGGAGGUGUCCGGCGGUGGCCAGGCCACCCCCUCCUCCACCACCACCUCCGACCCCGUGUCAACUGCCACCACCCUCUCGCGGGACUCGGUGCGAGACUACGACAGCUGCCAGAGCUGUAAGCGCGUGGCGCUGACCACGGGCUGCGUGUGCGUCGUCUUCUCCUUCCUGUCCAUGCUCGUGCUGCUCUUCAUGGGCCUGAUCUUCGUGCACAGCCACGGCAGCCCCCCCUCCCCGGCCGGGCCCAUCUGCCUGUCCGUGGCCAGCAUCCUCGCCAUGUUCUCCGUGGUGGUCACGUGGCUCAUAUGCUGGCUCAAAUACAGACCCGCCGAGCACGAGACGGGGGGGCGCGCGACCGCCACCAACAGCUCCCGGAGGAAUGCCUGAUCCGCAGCUAUAGGGUCUGGACCGAGAACGGCCCCUUUAUUUUUCUGUGUGUGUGUGUGUGUGUGUGUGUGUGUGUGUGUGUGUGUGUGUGUGUGUGUGUGUGUGUGUGUGUGUGUGUGUGUGUGUGUGUGUGUGUGUGUGUGUGUGUGUGUGUGUGUGUGUGUUCCUUUACCCUUUUCUAGGAACCUAUAUAUCUAACAAAGAUUGCCUUUCAAUGAUAUCAAAACACCCCAGGGCCUUGUGAUGUGAGCACUGGGCUCCCUGUAGUGAGGGAUUCAGACUGUUUUUUGGUCAAGCACUGAACUGUGGUGGAUGGCUUGAUGAAGAAGAGAAGUGCUUAUUUGAGUGUGACCAAAACCUCUCCUGGAAGAUAUUGCAUAUUCCGUACCGCUCACUGUAUAUGAUAUUGUCGUUCACUCUUCUAGCUUUCACCUACAUAAUAGAGCUGCAAAUGAUAACACAUUCUCUAUGAAGAAGCUGGAUUUAGUUUGGCUUUCAUUGUUAAACAUUAUGGGAUCCACCAUCUUAACUGUAAAUACUCAUGGGUACAGACAGUCCCUCGGGUCAAACACUCCUCUGAUCUCUAUGCUCUCCUGUUCUCAUCAGUGUCCUUGGUGAGGAACCAGUUCAGGUCCAUUGCAGGCUGUGUUUGAUCCCACCCAUAGGGUCAUGGGUUUUGCAUGCAUACACCGAGUACAGGCGGGAGACAGUUGGACAGUUUGCUGAGUCUCUCCGCCUGUGUGCCUCUCCCCGUUGUUAAUCUCCAAAGUGACCUGCGGCCACCACCUAAUCCAUCUUCCAAUGACAUGCUCAAUUCAAUCAGUCUACCUACCAAUCAAAUGCUCAAUCCAAUCAGUCUGCAGAAUAAUGACAUGCUCCAUUCAAUCACCCAAUCAGUCUGCCGACCAAUGAAAUGCUCAAUCUAAUCAAUCAAUCAAUGCACUGGCCACUGGAAAUGGUCAAUCAGGCCGUGUCACAUGAUAUUGUGAUUGUUGAGAAACUGUUCUUCACUCAGAGAGGACCGGACAGGCAGUCAGAGAGGACCAAACAGGCUGUCAGAGGGGACCAGACAGGCGGUCAGAGAGGACCAGACAGGCGGUCAGAGAGGACCAGACAGGUGGUCAGAGAGGACCAGACAGGCGGUCUGAGGGGACCAGAGGUGGUCAGAGAGGACCAGACAGGCGGUCAGAGAGGACCAGACAGGCAGUCAGAGGGGACCAGACAGGCGGUCAGAGGGGAUCAGACAGGUGUUCAGAGACGUAGCAGACAGGGUAUUCUCAGCCUUCCAUCUCUGGGUUUAUUUAUUUAUAUCCGGAGAAAAUUUAUUAUUUUUACUGUAAUCCUUAUUAUCAUUGUUGAAAUUGUUGCCGUUUUAUUUAUUUUUUAAUCUAUUUUCAGGGUUUUGGAAACCAAGGUUUGUAAGGGAGGCUGAGCUCAGUAUUUACGAUAUUGGCGAGGAGUGUUUUAAAAGCCAAAGAGAGAUUUAGAAAUACACCAAAACACUUCCUCCACGGGGUCAGAGACGUCACAGUCCUCUGUAAUGUCUCCUCCUUCACGGUGACAGAGACGUCACGGUCCUCUGUAAUGUCUCCUCCUUCACAGUGUCAGAGACGUCACAGUCCUCUGUAAUGUCUCCUCUUCCACGGUGUCAGAGACGCCACAGUCCUCUGUACAGAUGACGGACCCUACAGCAGACGGACGCUCUCUCAGAGUGUCAGGACUCAGACCGUUGGCCUACAUGUACUUCCUGGUUCAAUAACGUGUGUUUCUGUCACAGCACGUAUUGCAUAUUUUGCCAGAUUGACCUUAAUGCCUGCUUAAAACCUUUUAUUUAACGUAAUGCACUUUCAGUCUGUUAUUUGCCACAAGUUAAAGAGUGUAUUUUGAGAAAAACCCAUGUAAGCUUAUUGCAUUUAUUUAAGAGGACCUAUAGAACAUGUUGUAUGGGAAUUUCUGGUGGUUGUUGUUAUGGUUGUUACGGUACAAAUAUGUAUUUGCACAGAGAAAUUAUCCUUAUGUGAUGUUUUAAAUACAUUAACUCAUUUCAGUAAUAAAGAAAAGCUGAAUAGCCAUUGAGUUGAUUUUGAUUUCAUUCAGGAGGCAGUUUCUUAUUCCAAUAGUAAACUGCUCCGGCGCGCCAUCUUCUGGCGCUCAGGAGGCACGCACACACAGAAAGAAUGUGGGCUCCUCAGGCCUGACUAGAAGUUCGUUUUU